Molecule: messenger RNA, 1846 nt
Organism: Durio zibethinus
Lineage: Eukaryota; Viridiplantae; Streptophyta; Magnoliopsida; Malvales; Malvaceae
Product: tryptophan--tRNA ligase, cytoplasmic
Biological process (GO): tryptophanyl-tRNA aminoacylation
Cellular component (GO): cytoplasm
Molecular function (GO): tryptophan-tRNA ligase activity; ATP binding
Source: RefSeq, a predicted model, not a curated record
GCAAUUCUGUCAAUUCAUCUGGUUAGCUAGUUACUCUUAUUUUCACACAGAAACAUUAUUUGUCAAUUUUAUUAAAAAAAAUAAAAAAAUUGUCAGUCAGUUUGAUCCGUCUCCAUAACCUAGUACAGUAAAAUAUCAGUUUCUUGCUUUCCUGGCUGGCGAGAGCGAAGCCGCAAUGGAGAAGAAAGAGGGCUAUCUGCAAGAAGAAGAGCAAGUGGUAAAUCCAUGGGAAGUGUCAGCCAAAGACGGCGGAAAGAUCGAUUACGACAAGCUCAUUGACAAAUUCGGCUGCCAAAGGCUGGAUCAAUCCUUCGUCGACCGCGUCCAACGUCUCACUUCUCGUCCUCCUCACGUCUUCCUCCGCCGUGGCGUCUUCUUCGCCCAUCGGGAUUUAAAUGAAAUUUUGGAUGCCUACGAGCGAGGGGACAAGUUUUAUUUGUAUACCGGCCGAGGACCUUCUUCUGAAGCUUUGCAUUUGGGCCAUUUGAUUCCUUUUAUGUUUACCAAAUAUCUUCAAGAUGCCUUCAAGGUCCCUCUCGUUAUACAACUGACUGAUGAUGAGAAGUGCAUGUGGAAAAACCUUUCUGUGGAGGAGAGCCAAAGACUUGCCCGCGAGAACGCUAAAGACAUUAUUGCUUGUGGUUUUGAUAUAUCAAAGACAUUCAUAUUCUCAGACUUCGAUUAUGUUGGAGGUGCUUUCUAUAAGAAUAUGGUCAAGGUUGCCAAGUGUGUCACAUAUAACAAGGCUGUUCCAUCAUUUCCCUCAUCAUUCCCACAUCUAUUCUCUGGCAAGGAUGACCUACGUUGUCUAAUUCCAUGUGCAAUUGACCAGGAUCCAUAUUUCAGAAUGACACGGGAUGUUGCUCCUCGGAUAGGGUAUCACAAGCCUGCAUUGAUUGAAUCAUUGUUCUUCCCUGCUCUCCAGGGAGAGACGGGGAAAAUGUCAGCUAGUGAUCCAAAUUCUGCGAUUUACGUGACUGAUUCUGCAAAGGACAUCAAGAACAAGGUAAACAAACAUGCAUUCACAGGCGGUCAAGAAUCCAUAGAAAAACACAGGCAAUAUGGAGCAAAUCUUGAGGUAGAUAUACCAAUCAAAUAUCUCAACUUUUUCCUUGAGGACGAUGCUGAACUUGAGCACAUAAAGAAGGAGUAUGGUGCGGGACGCAUGCUUACAGGUGAGGUGAAAAAGCGACUUAUUGAAGUUUUAACUGAACUAGUAGAAAGACACCGCAGGGCUCGAGCAGCAGUAACUGAUGAGAUGGUGGAUGCAUUUAUGGCUGUGAGACCCCUUCCCAAUAUGUUUGACUGAAUUCAAGAUAAUGAAAUUGAUGAGAGGUUUUCCAGAUUAUAGUGCAAGAACACAAUUUCAGGUUCAAAUUGUAUUCCCUUGCAUCCUACGUUCGGUAAAUUACUGAAUUCAGCUUUAGGGAAGUAUAUUUUAUGAUGAAAUUCCGGGAUUAAUUAGAAAUUUAAUUUUUGAACACAAAUAUUCAAUUUUAACAUAAUGAAGGGAGAGCAAUUUACAAAAUGAUUGAGUUGUGCAAAAUAUUGCAUGUCAAUUUGAGUCAGAUUUUAGUUUCAGUUGCCAAUUUAGAUUUCAUUUUAGACCAAGGAUUUUCAAUUGUACAUUGUUCAUCAUACCAUUAUUGCUCAUUGCAAUUCAAUUUGAAAUAAUGGGUUUCCAAUAUUGAAUCUGAAAAAAUUUUGAACUGAAGCAAAUUGGACUUGGGGCUUGGUUCAGUUUUUGGAUUUUCAGGUUUGAUUCCGGAUGGAGCUCGAAAAGCAUCCACUUUUCAGGGCCAAGAAUCUAAGGUUAGUUAAUGGAAAUCAAUAAGUUGGAACAACU